Molecule: messenger RNA, 2486 nt
Organism: Caenorhabditis auriculariae
Lineage: Eukaryota; Metazoa; Nematoda; Chromadorea; Rhabditida; Rhabditidae
Source: the annotation of a GenBank genome assembly
AUGGAGACUCUCAAAGCUCUCAUUGAUGCAGCAGAGUCACGAAAUAAAUGCGUUCAUGAAGGUUCGAAUGAGUUAUAACAACAUAAAAUAACAGUAGGAUGUUCAGAGAACGAAAAUGAUGACGUUUCGUGUUCUGAGGCGCAAAUCUUUUCGAACUCUUUGGAACUUUCCGAGGUUGACUUCUGCAAUGAGAAUGACUUGGAUUGGGCCGAAAUCUCUGCCAAUUUGAGUUCGUUUCUCACUUAAAAAGGAGUCUAUUUGUUUUUAUAGGAGGAAUCAGAGGGGAAUCAGACGCGAAAAAGCGGAAAAAAGCUCGGAAAACAACGGAAGAAACUCGGGAAAAUGAUCGAAUCAGGGCGAAACUACGGCGUGCACGUAUGAAAGGUACAAUAUCCUCAAAAUUUCUUUUCAAAAUUUCUUUUCAGCUGCUCGAGAAUCUGGGGCUAUUGAGAAAGCUUCAUCUGCCGAUUCUCCAAGCCAGGAAGAAUGCGAAUUUGAUCCUAAAGGUUUUUUGUUUUCAGUUCACUGUUUACAACUCUUUUCUCCGAGUUUUUUUGAAUAUUUCUCAGGUUUUUCUGAAUUUCUGCGGUAAAUUCUUUUUGUCUUAAUUUAAAAAUUUCAGAUAAGAUUUCACAAUUUUCUCCGUCGGAUGCACCUCAGGAUCGAAAUUCUGUCGACGAAAGUGAGUCUCAGGAAUAUUCCAUCUAAUAAUUUCAGCUUUGAAGUAAAUCCACCCGGUCUUUCCUUCGAUGACGGGCCUCUCGACACGGAUUCCCUAGUGAAAGAGGCUUUGAAUUAUCGACCGAAAAAUGAAGAUCCGGGUGGGUUUUAUGAAAACGAAUUUUUUGCUUGAAAAUAAGAUGAUAAAUAAUUGAAUUUGCGAGCAGAAAAGUUGUUUUCCAAAUUUUUUAAAGUUAUUUUUGUCGCGAAUUUUACGAUUUUGAACUUUCAAGCUGUUCUCUGUUAUUUGCACAUGACAAAAAAACAAAGAAUUCGAUAGUUUAUUCAGAUUUUUUUCGCAAAAAGUAAAGGGAGAAAGUUCCAUUUUUUUAUUUUGCAUUUUUUUAAAAACUGAAAUUAUCCGAGCAUAAUGGAGGAAAAAAAUGCUUCCAAAAAAAUAAGUCUCAAAAAAAUUUUUUUAUUUUUUUGCAAAACAGCCAAAUUUUUUUAAAAGCAAAUCAGAUUGGCUUAUAUUAGAACUUAAGGUGGAAGGAUACGUUUAACCGAAACGCACAAAAAGUUUUUAGCCAUGAAGAGAAAUUUAGCCCAGAUAAAUUUAAUAAAAAUGUUUUCCCUAGAAAAUAAAAGUUUCCAGACACGCCUAUUAGCCACGAGCCGUACUCCACGACGAACUGCUACACGGAUUUGAGAAAACUUCCGAUCAGAAUCGUGGCGGGACUCGAGUAAUUCGAACCCCUUUCGGAUCUGCAUCAUUCCUGCAAUCGAUUGCAGCUCUCCUCCAUGUUUGACGUCCGGAGUGCCGAUGUUGAACGUCGACGCCUUGGCCCCAGAUUCCUCCUACACUUUUUACGUUCCUCACAACGACAUCACGAAACGGGAUCUCACAACUGAUGGCGCAGGUGUGAAACUGAGAAGUCUUUCAGAAAUCUGAUAACUCAAGUAGCCACUUGAAGGUAACUUCGAACUAGCUAAUUAGCAUAAUUGUUAUAUUCGACGUGACAGAAACCUUUCCGGUGUCUUUUUCUCAACCAUUAUUUUCAGGCUUGUGGAACCAAAAAGGCAAAUCUUCCACGUCGAGGCGCUACUUCUUCCGGAGUAACGGCACUACGGCCGGCUUGGGAAGUUUCGACUUCGAGGUCAAGAAAUACACAUCGAGGAACUCUUGGGCGAUUCCCAUUGGCUCCCUCAAAAGAAUCAUUUGGACGGCUUUGAAUAAGGCCGGAGAACCGAUCGGCGUCGCGAUUGUCUGCUACAUGACGGAGAAAGGUCGGUUCAAGUUUUUAAGACGAAAUGAAGCAUGUUUGAAAAUUAUAUUGAUCAAAAUAAUAUAUAUUUUCAUGUUACAUACCUCAUUACAUUCAGCGCGAAAUUUUGAACAGACAGGAAAAAAAAUCGUUCAGAAUUCUCAUUCGUUCAAAAGCGACGGCAUGGUAACUCGGUAUCGAAGGUGUCGUUUUACCAAAGAACUUUCCCCUCGGUCAUCCAUUCCGUCGAUCGACAACGGGCCAACCAAACUCCGCGGGAAAUCGCCGCCGUCAGCGCCCCUCUGGCCUGUCUCGACGGACGGCUUCUGGUCAAGCCCGAACAAGUUUAUAAUAGGUACUUUUCAUUUGGAAACAUCAUCGUUAUUCCUCUUUUCCAGGCCAAAAUCUAAAAGAGUUUUCAACGCUUCCUUAUACCGCGAAAAAGAAGAAAACUACGAUACAGGACUAAUUUCGGUUCGAUUUUUUCCAUCUUUUUUUUUCUAUAGUGAAAUAAUCGCUUUCCAGGGUGUUCUAAACGGUUCCCUUUCUACUCACGUGUAA